Molecule: messenger RNA, 303 nt
Organism: Ostreococcus tauri
Lineage: Eukaryota; Viridiplantae; Chlorophyta; Mamiellophyceae; Mamiellales; Bathycoccaceae
Product: unnamed product
Exons: 1
Coding region: 1-303 (100 amino acids)
Source: RefSeq, a predicted model, not a curated record
AUGUCUGGCGACGAUCGAUCGUCGUCCGCCGCGACCGCAUCGACGCCCUUCGCACAUCUAACUUUCACACCAGGCGCGCGCGUGCGAUCAAAGAGCGUGAACGCGAGUGAGGGGACGCGCGGUGACUUUCAGGAGGAUUGUCUGAGCUGUCGAGUAAUCGGCACCUCCGCGUGCGUUCUCGGGGCGUCCAUGGUGUUCAGGGAGGUCUUUCGAGAACCUCGACGGCCGUUGAUGCAUCGAGGGGCGAUGGGGGCGUUCGCGGGGGCAUUUCUCGCGCUCGGGGCGUAUCGCGCGGUGAUUUAG